Hemicordylus capensis (graceful crag lizard) is the source of this 4339-nucleotide messenger RNA. It is a transcript of the gene LARGE2, whose product is annotated as LARGE xylosyl- and glucuronyltransferase 2. Bases 565 to 2787 code for a protein of 740 amino acids. The record is from RefSeq and is a predicted model, not a curated record. Lineage: Eukaryota; Metazoa; Chordata; Lepidosauria; Squamata; Cordylidae. Gene Ontology annotation, molecular function: glucuronosyltransferase activity; xylosyltransferase activity. Gene Ontology annotation, biological process: protein O-linked glycosylation via mannose. The transcript is spliced from 16 exons.
ACCAAUCGAGCGCCGAGCAAGCAGGGAAUUGAGACGAGCACAGAGUAGCCGGGAAGGAGAAGGAGGCGGUGGCGAUUUUAAAGGGCGGAGAGAGGAGGGCGCGAGGCUGGCUCUAGCACCCUGGCGAAGUGAGUCUAGGAUGGAGAAGCGGGUGCGCUCGCUCAGUGGGGCACUGCCACGGCCUCUUAUUGUCUUCCAGGGAUGCCGAGGGAGCUCAAAGGGGCUCCGCUUUCAUAACUGAGCCCCGGCGGACCGGACUGCGCUUGUUGCUGCUCCGUGUGAGGCGUGUGGCUGCCGGUGGUAGGUGCAGCGUCGGCGCCGGAGAGGUCAAAACCACGGCAGUGCCGGUCGGCUGGUAUCUUCAUUGAAUUUCUCAGGCAUGAGAAGCCUGCAGGAGAGAGAAGAGGAGGAACAUCAUCUGCUCCCAGGCGGACCCCAGGGUGAGGGACUGGGUGCCUGCCUGUCUGCUUCUCCUUCUGCCCCCCAAGACUGGCUGCUAUACUGUGGGUGUAGAAUGCUGACUCCGGUGAGGCUCGACUUGCCCACGUGACCUUUGCCACCAUCAUGCUGUGUCCCUGGCGUGGGAGGCUGAAGCUGUUGCUUGCCACACUGACGCUGGUGCUCCUCAUCUCAUGGCUUUACCUCCUUAUGGGUAAUCUGGAUUAUGGACGUUCCCUCCUGCUCUCCCCUUGCUUUGGGGAACAACCGAGCCAGUACUUUGACAGUGAGGCCUUGGCAUCCCAGGUACAGAAAGUGGAAGAAGAGAACCAGAUGUUGCGACUGCAGCUCAGCCAGUCUCUAGCACAGGAAGGGGCCGUGGAUGGGACUGAUGGCAGCCAGCAGGGCUUGCAGUUCGGAGAAGACCAGGAUGGAAGGAACAACCUCACUGGCUGCCUCAAGCAGAGGAUGGUGCAGAAGUGUGAGCUCCUCCAUGUUGCCAUCGUGUGUGCUGGGUACAAUGCAAGUCGGGAUGUAGUGACCCUGGUGAAAUCCAUCCUCUUCCACAGGAAGAACCCUCUUCAUUUCCACCUCAUCACUGACUCGGUAGCCAAACAGAUCCUGCAGACCCUGUUCCAGUCCUGGAUGGUGCCCUCUGUCCAUGUUAGCUUCUACAAUGCCGACGAUUUAAAGCUGGAAGUGUCCUGGAUUCCUAACAAGCACUAUUCUGGAAUCUAUGGGCUGAUGAAGCUGACUCUUACUAAGGCGCUGCCCGCUGACCUCUCCAAGGUCAUUGUCCUGGACACAGACAUCACUUUUGCCACUGACAUUGCUGAAUUGUGGGCUGUCUUUGGGAAGUUCUCAGACAAACAGGUGAUUGGGCUGGUGGAAAACCAAAGUGACUGGUACCUAGGGAAUCUCUGGAAGAACCAUAAACCAUGGCCAGCACUGGGACGUGGCUUCAAUACAGGAGUGAUCCUCUUGCUUCUGGAGCGCUUGCGCCGAAUUGACUGGGAGCAGAUGUGGCGGCUGACAGCAGAGCGGGAGCUCAUGAGCAUGCUGUCCACCUCGCUGGCAGAUCAGGACAUUUUUAAUGCGGUGAUCAAGCAGAGCCCAACUCUGGUGUACCAGCUCCCUUGCUUCUGGAAUGUGCAGCUCUCCGAUCACACCCGUUCAGAGCAGUGCUACACAGAGGUGUCUGACCUGAAGGUGAUUCACUGGAAUUCCCCAAAGAAGCUGCGAGUGAAGAAUAAGCAUGUGGAGUUCUUCCGGAACCUCUACCUGACCUUCCUGGAGUACGAUGGCAACCUGCUGCGUAGGGAGCUCUUCGGCUGUGCCAGCCUGCCCAGCUUGCCCAGUGGCCAGCUCCAGCAGGCCCUAGAGGAGCUAGACGAGGAUGAUCCUUGCUAUGAUUUUCGGAGGCAGAGCCUUAUUCAGCACCGUGUGCACCUCUUCUUCCUGCAGUAUGAUUUCCCGGCCUUGGUUGAUGCCACCGAUGUCACCCUUGUAGCUCAGCUGUCCAUGGACAGGUUACAGAUGCUGGAAGCCAUCUGCAAACACUGGACGGGCCCCAUCAGCCUGGCCUUGUAUAUGUCCGAUGCAGAGGCCCAGCAGUUCCUUCGCUAUGCCCAGGCCUCAGAGGUGCUAAGUAGUCGCAGGAAUGUUGCCUAUCAUAUUGUCUACAAGGAGGGACAGUUUUAUCCAGUCAACUUGUUGCGCAAUGUAGCAUUGAAGAAUGCACAGACGCCUUAUGUCUUUCUGACAGACAUUGACUUUCUGCCUAUGUAUGGCCUCUAUGAUUACCUCAGGACCACCAUCUUGCAGCUGGAGCUGCCCCAAAGGAAGGCAGCACUCAUUGUGCCUGCAUUUGAGACCCUUCAUUACCGCCUCACCUUCCCCAAAUCCAAAGCGGAGCUGCUCUCCAUGCUGGACAUGGGCUCCCUCUAUACUUUCAGGUACCACGUCUGGCCACAGGGCCAUGCCCCAACAGACUAUGCCAAGUGGCGGACAGCAACCAUGCCAUAUCAAGUGGAGUGGCAGUCACACUUUGAGCCUUAUGUUGUAGUAAGGCGUGACUGCCCCCGCUAUGACCAGAGAUUUGUAGGCUUUGGCUGGAACAAGGUGUCCCACAUCAUGGAGCUUGAUGCCCAGGAGUACAAACUGCUGGUCCUACCAAAUGCCUUCAUGAUUCACAUGCCUCACGCCCCCAGCUUUGAUAUCUCCAAAUUCCGCUUGAGCGCCAGCUACCGAGACUGCCUGGAGACCCUGAGGGAAGAGUUCCAUCAGGACCUGUCCCGCAAGUAUGGUGCUGCUGCACUCAAGUAUCUCACGGCUGAGAGGAGGCUGUGAUGUGGCAACCUGGACACCAAAAGGACAAUCUGGGCAAAGUGUGACACAUGGCCUGCAAGGGAACAGGGCUCCGGGCUCUGACUCCCUGCAGCAGCAGCAGCAGCAUCUCCCUCUCAGUGCCUGCCUGGGACAGGCCUUGCUAAAGCAGUGGGCACUUCCUGUUCCGGACCAUGCAUACUCAGUGACAAGUGAUCCACAUUCUCUUCCUAGUACGUUAGGAAAAUGAGUAUUUUUAAUGCAUAUUGCUUCCAGAUUAAGGGGAAAGAGAGGGAAAUAAGAGGAAGAGAUGAGUACCAUGCAGGCUUGAAACCCCACCCACAAAGCUAGUGAAAAGCCCCCCCCCCCAAAAAAAACCCCACAAAACAUAUGCACACAGUGUUUGAGCCCCCUACAAUAUAUUCACUUAUUUUGGUUGGGAAGAUUUUGGAUUUGGAUUUUACAGUUCAUGGUGUUAGUGGAAACAGAGUCAGAUCUCUGCUGAUAGCGGCUUCUCCAUAUUAGUCUGCUGUGUUCUCUCCAUGGUUCCCUAUUCUGAUUUCCCUGUAGGGGUGUGUCUGAUUUCUUCUAGUUGUAGCGUGUCCCCUGAGUAGCUUGUUCAUAGCUAUAGUAUAAAUGGGCGCAAGAAUAUGACAAAUAUUUAUAUACUGCUUUUCAACAAAAGUCCCCAAAGCAGUUUAGAUAUAAAUAAAAUGGCUCUCUGUCCCCAAAGGGCUCACAAGCUGAAGCAGAUGCAGCCCCUGUGAACUUGAAAUAUCUGCCCCUUUGUGAUGGCAGGACUUACUCAUGCCCACCCAUGACAAACACAGAGAGGCUUUUUUGCCCUUAAGAAGGCAGAAAAGUCAUUCACAACUGUUCCAAUUCAAAUGGAAGGAAUGGUGGUGUGAAAGUAGCUCCUUGGCAGAAGAGAACUUAUGUGAGAAGGCAUCACCCAUCCUGAAACAGGCUAAAGUCUGCUUCAUACAACACUUUUCCUAUAAGAAGAAAAGCUCAUGUAGGGAAAAUCAUGUCCAUAGCUGAAGUGUGUGGCUCAAACCAAAGUCCAUUUAGUCCAGAUCUCUACUUAACAGUCACAUGUCUGUUACCACAGCACCAUCUGUGCUGCUGCAUUUCAGGGUAAAAAUAAAAAUUAAACAAUGAGGAGAGCUGGUCUUGUGGUGGCAAGCAUGACUUGUCUCCUUUGCUAAGCAGGGUCCAGCCUGGUUGCAUUUGAAUGGGAGACCACAUGUGAGCAUGGUAAGAUAGUCACCUCAGGGGAUGGAGCUGCAGAAGGCUUCAAGUUCCCUCCCUGCCUUCUCCAAGAUAGGGCUGAGAGAGAUUCCUGCCUGCAACCUUGGAGAAGCUGCUGCCAGUCUGGGUAGAUAGUACUGAGCUAGAUGUGCCAAGUGCUGUAAAGUAGUAGUGUGUAUGGUUUGGUUCGGGCACACUGUUAAAGCCCUCCGGACUGGUUCGGAUGUCCGGCGGUCCGGAUGGGCGGGGGACUGUUACUUUAAGCGGGGUGGUGGUGGUAGUACUUCCCUCCCCCCCCCGCCGCUCUUCCCCCUCCGGCGCUGGU